AGUAGCGUUGGGAGAAAGAGAGGGUUGGCGGAGGCCAGGGAGACUUACUUGUGGCGCCAUAGCUCCAGCUUCGUCUUCAAUCUACCUGCAACAAGGCGCAAAUGUCCCCUCUUCUCGCCCGAUACAAUGACAAAAGGCACUAUUGCGAUAUCACAGAUCUUCCGAAGUCUCUGCAGACGCCUGCAAAGGAAAUUCGAUUGUUACACUUAGGGGCAGAGAUCAACUCUUUGGAACCCCCUGAGCGCCUCGAGAACGGACUCGGAAUCAAGAUCGCCACGAAACCCGUGUCGUGGCAGGACAUUCAAGAUAGGGUGACGCCUGAAGAACACAUGGUCAUCCGAGAAGAGGAUGUGCAAAUGAUGGCCAUGGUGUUCUCCUGGCGAUCCGAUAACUCAUUCAUCUCCGCGCCCCCACCGGAAAAUACUAAGCGAAUGAAUACGAAACACAUCGAUGUGCGGAUAAGGGACGAGUCAUACGAGUUGCACGUACCUCGAUACGUACCUGACGAGAUCCACCACCUAAUCGCUGACAUCCUGAAAGAAUACAGAGGAGCGAUUAGUGUGACAAACACAGACAUUGGACUGUCAUUAGUUAUACAGCACGAAAUCCAGACGGGAAACCAUUCCCCAAUUCACUGCAAGCCUUACAGGCUUACGUGGACAAGGGACGAGGAACACUACGAGUGGUUUGAGUGCUUGGAGUUGAUGAUCAUCCAGGCCUGUAGGACAAACGUGGAGGGCGAUCUUCUCGGGUUCCUCUUCGGAUCGAUACGCCCCGGUCAUCGCCAGCUGAUCGUGCAGGAACUCGCGGUCCCCCUUGCGCAGUUGGUUGACGACCUCCCUGUCGAGAUCGUCUCACAGAGCGAUGAGAGCCCAGUCCCGCACGUCCUCGCACGGACUUUGACGCCGUACCUUCAGUGGUCAGCGUGCCUGGAGGAGCCGGGAAGCAGCCGUAACCCGCCAUCGCAGCGGGAUUAUCUGGACCCGCGGGAGAUCAUCGAUCUCGCCUUCUUCCAGGACCGAGCGGGCUCCGAGGAUGAAGAGAUAGAGAUAAAAGAAGAAGAAGAAGAAGAAGAAGAAGAAGGAGAAGAAGAGGAAGCUGCUGAAGAGGACGAGGAAGAAGAAACCCCGGAGAAAGGUAGUUAUAGUGAGCACAGUGAGGGAGAGCAGAGUGAAGAGGAGGAAGAGGACGAGGAAGAGGAGGAGGAGCUAGAGCUGGAGGAGUCUGAGUGGGAGAUCUCGGCGGAGGAAGCAGAGCAGGCAAACACUCAGGUGGAAGACCCCGAGGCGUUGCGUAAGAGAGAGGAGAUCGCGGUCGGAAAACGACAUCUGGAAUUCGCCAGCGGAGCCAAUCUACAGAUCGUUGACGAUCCGGCCCGAGAUCUAGAGCUGCCCAAGCCCGAAGAUGGGGACCCUGCUGCAGAGACUUCGAGCGCACCGACAAGGCGGCGACGACGCCAAUCCCCCUCCCCCUCCGCCUCCGACCGUCCAUCAGUUCGAGCCCGUACUGAUGCGGGCCUUCGGGCUUCGUCCCCGAUCAUUAUCCCGCCUUCCCCUUGAUCAUCUCACCCUCCGCCAAAUCACCACUCGCGUCACCUUCCCCCGUAACCCCUUCCCCAUCGAUACCCUCCGAUUCUUCUACGCU
Molecule: messenger RNA, 1644 nt
Organism: Chara braunii
Lineage: Eukaryota; Viridiplantae; Streptophyta; Charophyceae; Charales; Characeae
Source: the annotation of a GenBank genome assembly